Trichechus manatus latirostris (Florida manatee) is the source of this 2827-nucleotide messenger RNA. RefSeq names its product leucine rich repeat and sterile alpha motif containing 1 (gene LRSAM1). Lineage: Eukaryota; Metazoa; Chordata; Mammalia; Sirenia; Trichechidae. Bases 328 to 2514 code for a protein of 728 amino acids. The record is from RefSeq and is a predicted model, not a curated record. The transcript is spliced from 26 exons. Gene Ontology annotation, molecular function: protein binding.
CCCAGCGACGUCCUUGCGGUCAUGUUGCUUCUGGGCAGACAGCUGAAGUUGAUGGCUGUAGAGUCGGGCACCACGGGUCUCAGACUUCGUCAUCCUGGUCUGCAUGACUUUCUGAGAUUCUGAGUUUAGGUUGCCAGCUCCUGCUUUUGGAAGAGACCAGACUCCGGCUCCGCCCCGGCCUGUGCCGGGUGGUUUGCGACCCUGCGCCCGUGACCAGCCCCACCGAGUGAUCCGUCUGCCUUCGGGUCCACCCGAGGGUCCGAACGUCGAGGACCUCUCCCAUCCACAAAACCAGUGUCCUGAAGAUCACUCUGGACAAAGAGAAGGAUGCCACUCUUCUUCCGAAAGCGGAAACCCAGCGAGGAGGCUCGGAAACGCCUGGAGUACCAGAUGUGUCUGGCAAAAGAAGCUGGGGCAGAUGACAUUCUUGACAUCUCUAAAUGUGAGCUCUCAGAGAUUCCAUUUGGGGCUUUUGCAACAUGCAAAGUUCUACAGAAGAAGGUGUUGAUUGUCCACACGAAUCACCUCACCUCCCUGCUUCCUAAAUCCUGCAGUCUCCUGAGCCUCACAACCAUCAAGGUUCUGGAUCUUCACGAUAAUCAGCUGACAGGUCUUCCUGACGAUAUAGGGCAGCUGACAGCCCUGCAGGUGUUGAAUAUGGAAAGGAAUCAACUGACAUAUCUCCCACGUUCCAUUGGGGACCUGAUCCAGCUGCAGACCCUCAAUGUGAAAGAUAACAAGCUGAAGGAGCUUCCAGACACCUUGGGGGAAAUUCGGAGCUUACGUACUCUCGACAUCAGUGAAAACGAGAUUCAGAGAUUGCCACAGAUGCUGGCUCAUGUUCGAACCCUGGAGACUCUGAGCCUCGAUGCUUUGUCCAUGGUCUACCCUCCACGGGAGGUGUGCAGUGCUGGCACCGAGGCCAUCCAGCAGUUCCUCUGCAAAGAGUCAGGGCUGGAAUACUACCCCCCUUCUCAGUACCUGCUGCCAGUUCUGGAGCAAGAUGGAGCUGAGAACUCCCGGGACAGCCCCGAUGGGCCCACAGACAGACUCUCAAAGGAGGAGCUAGAGUGGCAGAAUAGGUUCUCAGACUAUGAGAAGAGGAAGGAACAGAAGAUGCUGGAGAAACUGGAGUUUGAGCGGCGCCUUGAACUUGGACAGCGAGAGCAUGCCCAGCUCCUUCAGCAGAGCAACAGUCAGAAGGACGAGAUCCUUCAGACAGUUAAGGAGGAGCAGUCCCGGCUGGAGCAGGGCCUGAGUGAGCACCAGCGCUACCUCGACGCAGAGCGGCAGCGGCUGCACAAGCAGUUGAAGCAGACAGAGCAGAACAUCUCACACCGGAUCCAGAAACUCCUGGAGGAGAAUCAGAGGCAAAAGAAAAGUUCCGAGAUUUUGAAGUCGCUGGAAAAUGAGAGAAUAAGAAUGGAACAGUUGAUGUCCGUAACCCAGGAGGAGACAGAGAACCUGCGGCGACGUGAGAUUGCCUCCGCCAUGCAGCAGAUGCUGACUGAGAGCUGCAAGAACCGGCUCAUCCAGAUGGCCUACGAGUCUCAGAGGCAGAACUUGGUCCAGCAGGCCUGUUCCAGCAUGGCCGAGAUGGAUGAGCGGUUCCAGCAGAUUCUGUCGUGGCAGCAAAUGGAUCAGAAUAAAGCCAUCAGCCAGAUCCUGCAGGAGAGUGCAAUGCAGAAGGCUGCGUUUGAGGCUCUCCAGGUGAAGAAAGACCUGAUGCAUCGGCAGAUCAGGAACCAGAUUAAGUUAAUAGAAACUGAGUUAUUGCAGCUGACACAGCUGGAGUUAAAGAGGAAGUCCCUGGACACAGAGACACUACAGGAGAUGAUCUCAGAGCAGCGCUGGGCCCUCAGCUCCCUGCUCCAGCAGCUGCUCAAAGAGAAGAAGCAACGAGAGGAAGAACUCCGAGAGAUCCUGACGGAGUUAGAAGCCAAAAGCGAAACUAAGCAGGAAAAUUACUGGCUGAUUCAGUAUCAACGGCUUUUGAACCAGAAACCCUUGUCUUUGAAGCUGCAAGAAGAAGGCAUGGAGUGCCAGCUGGUGGCCCUCCUGGUGGAGCUGUCGGCCGAGCACUACCUGCCCAUCUUCGCCCACCACCGCAUCUCACUGGACACGCUGAGCCGGAUGAGCCCCGGGGACCUGGCCAAGGUGGGCAUCUCAGAAGCUGGCCUGCAGCACGAGAUCCUGCGGAGAGUCCAGCAGCUACUGGACGCGGCCAGGAUCCAGCCAGAACUGCUGAAACCACCCAAGGGAGAGGUCCUUGGGCCCCCAGUGUUCCCCACCGCCCCCCAGGAGCCUCCUGAGGUGGUAAGGCCGUCGGCUCGUCCCGCAGAGCUGGGGGUGCAGACCUCAGAAUGUGUCGUGUGCCUGGAACGGGAGGCCCAGAUGAUCUUUCUCAACUGCGGCCACGUCUGCUGCUGCCAGCAGUGCUGCCAGCCACUGCGCACCUGCCCGCUGUGCCGCCAGCAGAUCGCCCAGCGCCUCCGCAUCUACUACAGCAGCUGAGCGCCUCCACCAGGCACCAGCACACCCCUGCUCUAGCCAGACUAGUAUGAGGUCCCCACCCCCAUCCAGGCCUCUUUCCCUGCAGCCUGGGAGGGUGCCACCCCCUUGAUCUCCAAGCAUGCCAGGGCCGGGGGUGGGGUGUUGCUGGUCUGAAUACUGUGGACGAAGAGAGAGGGGUUAGUUGGUCUCCUGGUGCCAGAGCCCCUCACUGCCGGGGACGGGCAUGGAGUGGCAGCUGUGCCACCCCUGAGCACGAGAGUGAGUGUCCUGGCCAAGUCAGGGUACCACCACUCCCCGACUGUGGGACCAUGGG